This is a messenger RNA of Homarus americanus (American lobster), 3329 nucleotides long. RefSeq lists its product as uncharacterized. The record is from RefSeq and is a predicted model, not a curated record. Lineage: Eukaryota; Metazoa; Arthropoda; Malacostraca; Decapoda; Nephropidae. Bases 80 to 2854 code for a protein of 924 amino acids. The transcript has 17 exons.
CUAACACUGACCAUGUUGUUGUUGUGGUGGACGCUGCCAUCACAUCAAUUCUUUACUUUAUUUACACAUACGUCCACCAAUGUCGGAAUCAACACAGCUGCUCCUCCAGCGUGGCAUUGGGGCCAUUCUGUCCAGCAUGGGGGGCGGUAAACUGAAGGGCGGCCAAGCUGCUGAGCUGAAGAAGACGCCUCCUAAGGUGAAUGCGGCCAAGCCCAAGCCAGCGUUGCAAGAAAGGCAGGGGUUUGAUGUGAGUUCCACGGCAGAGUUUACUGGCUGGGGGGACCUUAAGCCCGAGCCGCCGGCCAGCGUCGACGCCGACGACAAGAAAAACGCGACUGAACCAACUAAGGUUAAAGAGGAAUUAAAAGAAGAAAAGGACAAUGUUGCUGGAGAAAAAAAUAAUCAACAAGCAGCGCCCCUCCAUCGUGGUGUAGGAACUCUGCUCUCAAACUUGGGCAGCUUAAAGAAUCUCAAUGGUGGCAACAAACAACAACAACCACAACAACAACAACAACAACCUAAUAAAAUCAACAGGCACAACAGACAGCAACAAAAGAAAGACAUUGGAUUUGACCUAAAUCCUGGGUCAGAAUUCCCCGGUUGGGGGGACAAUUCUGGUGGUGCAGGUGCCAACACGUACUCUGGGGGUACAGGUGCCAGCAUGCACUCCAGGGGGAAGGGUGCCAACACAUUUUCCAGGGGAAGGGGUGCCAACAUGCACUCUGGAAGAAGGGGUGCCAAUAUACACUCUGGAGGCAGGGGUGCCAACAUGCACUCUGGGGGUAGAGGUGCCAACAUGCACUCUGGGGGUAGGGGUUCCAACAUGAACUCUGGGGGUAGGGGUUCCAACAUGAACUCUGGGGGUAGGGGUGCCAACAUGCACUCUGGGGGUAGAGGUGCCAACAUGAACUCUGGGGGUAGAGGUGCCAACAUGAACUCUGGGGGUAGAGGUGCCAACAUGCACUCUGGGGGUAGAGGUGCCAACAUGAACUCUGGAGGUAGAGGUGCCAACAUGAACUCUGGAGGUAGAGGUGCCAACAUGCAUUCUGGGGGUAGGGGUGCCAACAUGUACUCUAGGGGUAGGGGUGCCAACAUGCCUCCUGGGGCAACGGGUGCCAACAUGCCUCUCGGGGCAACGGGUGCCAACAUGGAACCUGUCAAACUACACCCAAUGAUGAACCAGCGAAGGAACAACUAUAAUAGAGAAAAUGCUAAUACGGGCAAAGGACCACAACAAAGAAAUCGUGGGUUUCAACAGAAUUCGUUGAUGGGAGAAUACCCGGUCCCAGGGAUGGCUGCUAACAACACUCCUUGGGGCACACAACCACCAAGAGAUGGCAGCACUGACAGAGCAGGAUUUAAGCGUGACGCACCUGAAGGACUUGACCGGGAGAACAAGAGGCACAGGCAAGAUGGAGAUUUUAACGUUAAAGAAAUGACUAAGUGGAGCGACACUUUGGAGUACAAUGAUGAUGAAGAGAGUGUGUACAUUGCUGAUGAAAAUAGGAGAUUAGCCGAAGAAUACGGUUCUUUCGUGACGGUAAAAAUCCUCAAAGACCAGGGAGGAAAGAUGGGAUACUAUUGUGAGCUUUGCUUUGCGGACAUGAGUGAGAAGAAGUCAUUGGAUCUUCACUGUGGAGGAAUGAAACAUUUAAAGAAAAAGAAUCUGUGGGAGAAGAUGAAGGGAACUUCUGGAGUUGGUACCUCGGAUGACACGGGCAAACCUGGGCAGGAAGUUGACUCACCCACCGGUCGUCUCUUACAACCAGCUUCUUUCAGGGAGGAGAACAAUAAAUAUCCUCAGGAGCGUGUUGGCUCAGGACGUAAAGAACGUGACUACCAAGGUCGUAACUUCCCAGAGCAGCAAGAGCAUUACCCCGAGGGUCGACAAGACCAGUACGAACAAAAUGGAUAUAGCAGAAGUGAUCCAUUAAUAAGGAGUGAGGUAAACUUCUCCAGACCUCCACCGAUGUUAGCACCACCUCCGAUGUUAGCACCUCCCCCGAUGUUAGCACCACCCCCGAUGUUUGCACCACCCCGUGAACACCUCUCAGGAGAAACUGCUGGACCACUGCUUAAGAAACUGGCUGAGAGCGCUGUGAUUCACCAAGAUGAUGCAAAUGUUGCCACAGAUGUUAUCUCUAUGCUUCUGGAGUCACUUAAAGAAUUCCAUGAAAAACAUAGGACUCCCAGCACCGUUCAUCUGAUCUCGGAGGCUGAGCUAAAGUUCAACAUAGUGGUGGAACUUGAGAAGGCAGCUCAGCUAGGGAGGGCCAACUCCAAUAGAGGUCAUCCACACAAUAAACCAGACAUGAGGGAUAAGAGUAACAAGAGUGAACUAGUUGACUCCAGUAAAGGUGAGUCUGACUCAGCCCAAGAGAGUCUACCAAACACUAACUCCAAGAAGAGCGAGUCGCCGCAGAGUUACGGCUCUGCCGCGCACAGUUAUAACCCUACGUCGAAGAGUGACAUCUCCGCUGCGCCGGAUUAUACGUCCCCAACAAAGAACUACGGCUCUGCCACGUUAAGUCCUGCCUCUGCAACACCAAGUUACACCUCUUCCCCCCCAGACUACUCCACUGCACCCCCAAAUUACAACCCAGCAGCACAGGGAUACAGCUCAGCAGCCAGUUACAGCUCAACAGGUUACAACUCUGCACCACAUGGUUACAACCCAGCAGCAGCAGGUUACAGUGCAGCACCACCCAAUUUCAACCCAGCUAUGCACACUUUCAACCCUGCUGCAGGUUUCUUUAACUACCCUCCAGGGAGUGGACAGAGUUUGUUUAGUGCUCCUCCACCACCACCUCCUCCACCAGCAACAUCAUUAUCAACAUUUGGAUACAAUCAGUAGCUGAUACUUGUCUAGUUGUUCACUAACACAGUGUAAGUUGCUUUAGGAAAAUAAGUCAAGUUCUUAUUCCUUUUUGUAUGUCAUUCUUUUAGUUUUCUGUCACUUGAUGACCAGAUUCACAUAGAAAUGAAUGGUACUGUACAAUUAUUUCCAGAUAUUGAUUGUUUGUGUUAUUAAUGAAUAAACCAUUCAUUUUAAUAAUUAUAUGAUUGAAGAAGUUGUAAAUAUUAAAGGUCCAGUUCUUUUGAAGUGUUAAUUUGUGUAAUAUUUAUUUAUGAAUAUAAAGUGAACAAUUCUUUGUAUUAACAAGACCAGCAUUAAUCUAAGUCUUCAUUUAAGUCAAAUUACCCGGUAUACCAAGAAAUGUUUCGAGAUUUGGGAAUACUUGUUACUGAAACCUGAACCUGUUUAUUUACAGCUGACAAGAACAUAACCCAAAGAAGUUUUAUAUGAUGACAAUAUCCUCAAUACUGUA